Molecule: messenger RNA, 1002 nt
Organism: Penicillium cataractarum
Lineage: Eukaryota; Fungi; Ascomycota; Eurotiomycetes; Eurotiales; Aspergillaceae
Exons: 2
Coding region: 1-1002 (333 amino acids)
Source: RefSeq, a predicted model, not a curated record
AUGAACUCGACAACUUGUGUUAUUGAGGCCAAUCCAGAUGUAUCUGGGACCGGUAUCCGGGCAUCUAUUUACGCCCUCUGUCUCGGCGGUACGCUCGUGAGCUACUUCCUCCGAGUCUUCUCUCCAGGAGAAGACGAAGAAGAGUUCUCCCGCGGUGUAUCCUCUGCGCUAGGAAUGCAAGGUCUAGCACUGCUCUGUACAGCAAUUUACCAGACCUUCCGUAACGAGUUGACCCUCUUCCACGCCAUCUGCGUGGUCCACCUGCUCGCUCUUCUGGGUCUGAAUCUCAUCAGCAAAGGUCGAUACGCUGGAUUUGGCCCCUGGCGCCUGUGGUUCUUUGCGUUAAUCCAGGUCAUCUCACUUGGAGCAUUCAUCGCUUUCAAUGUCUAUCUCUGGGUGACGGCGCCUCAUUUCGGUAGUCAGCCCGCUUGCAACCCGGACACGGUCUAUGUUGUAUUUGGGGUAAGCAUCCAUGCUACAUCUCCAGUUUUUCGAUAUAUUAUCCUCGGUACGUUGGGUGCUAGUGCUGCGGGCUUUAUUCUUGUCUUUACUUGCAUGUUGCCGUGUAUAUGCGGGGCGUGGAUUCGUCGACGACGAGAUUCGCAGGGGAACGGGGGCUUGGCUCGCAAACGAGGUUGUACAAAGUGGUUUAUCCAGACGUCAACGAGUGCCGAUCAUCAGAGCAACCAUCAACGGGAAGAGCUGGCAGGUCAAGUCCUGCUCAACUUCACUUUAAAUAGGGCGGCAUAUAUCGGGCUUUGCAUCUACUUGAUCGUGUCGCUGGAACAGACAAUUCAACGGAAUACCCUCGAUCCUCAGGAAAAGGGUUGGACCUUUGGGCAGGUCAUUGCGAUCUUCUUGUUGCUUGGUGUUGCGAAUGAGCUGCUGAAUGUUGUACUGGCGAGCUGGGACCGUCGCAUUGGCCAUGAAGCUGGGUCUCAAGAGCUGGCACAAGUCAGGCCUGCAUCAAGCAGCGCAGCCUCGAGGAAUUCGCUUUGUUAG